AUGGAUGGGACAGGAGGUACCUACCUUCUAUUCAACAGUAAAAAGAAGGUAUGUUCUGUUUUUAAGCCAUUAGAUGAAGAAGCAUUUGCUCCAUUUAACCCUAGAGGAUAUGAAGGGAAGAUGUAUCAGGAAGGGUUUAGAUCUGGAGUACUAUCUGGAGAAGGAGCCAGUAGAGAAAUAGCUGCAUACAUACUAGAUAACAACUACAAUAAUUUUAGUAGCGUCCCUUGUACUAUCAUGGUGGAAGCUUGUAACCCACAUUUUAAUAAUAAAAGCAAGCUGAAAUAUGUAGACCAUGAAAAUAAUCUCAAAUGGAAAUGUGGGUCUUUACAAGAAUUUGUAGAUUCUAGAGAGAGUGUGGGGAAUUACGAUUAUAAACAAUUCAGCAUUAGGGAUAUUCAUAAGAUUGCAAUUUUGGACAUACGGGUUAUGAACUUGGAUAGGAAUGAUGGCAAUAUUUUGGUGUCCCCUUUGAAGAGCCUAAAGGAUUCGUGCAACCAGUUUCUUUAUCGGAAUAACCGCAGCCUGGGCACGAGUAACGAGGACAUCCUCAAGCGGAUCGUCACCAUUGAUAAGAAGCCAUCCAGGUACAGCCUCAUCCCCAUAGACCACGGACUCAUCAUGCCGCACAUAAUGGACGUCGCGGAGAUUGACUUGGUUUGGUUCGACUGGCCCCAGACGAAGGUCCCCUUCGACGACGAGGAGCUGGAGGUCAUCUUCACGUUCGACCCGGACAAGGACGCGGAGAAAAUCCGUAACAAGCUCCUCAUCCGGGAGGACUGCAUACGGACCAUGCGCGUGUGCACGCGGCUGUUGCAGAUCGGAGCCCGGAUGCACCUGAAUUUGCAUGAAAUUGCCAAAAUCAGCACGAGAAAGAGCAUCGACGAGGAGUCCGUGCUGGAGCACCUCGUGCGGGACUCCAUCGUGCAGGCUUACCAAAUGAUGGAUUACACCUCCCUUAUGAGUACCAACCGGCUGGGCCACAUCCUGGACCUGGCGGAAAUCAAAAUUAACAAAAAAAAAAAAAACAGCAAAAUGAAGACGAUCGAGAAUAUCGACGAAGCAUUGAAAGGAGCAAACGACACAACUGACACAAAGAAAAUAGAAAAAGAGACCUGUCACUUUAGUCCCGUAUCGAAGGAUAAAUGCAAGUCGUUGGACUACAGCUAUGGGGAGUCCCUACCCAGUAGGCACACCUUCCAAGGUGUAAAAGGAAUAGAAACUGCAGAGGAUAAACUAUGUGGGAGCAGCUCCAAGGGGAAGGAAGGAAAAACCCCCCAUGAGAGUCGUGACAGAUCGGAAGAGACUUUAAAGUAUGGAACCUUUUGCGGGUCAUCAGUACAGCCUCCGGGCACCUCUACAGGGAAGGAUGAAGACCUACGGAGGGAUGAAAAAGUGCAGAUCGUUUGCGAGAGUGUAUCUCGUGCACCCGAUGUGAUUCCACGGGAAGAGGCAAAAGGAAGCCUAAGUAACGAGUUCGAAGCUAUGGAGAGGAAAGAAGAAAAGAGUGCCUACGAUAGCUUGUACAGGAGGAGGACUCCUGAUGUGGAUCUUAAUGUAGGAAGUGAACAGAAUGAGCAAAAUAAAACAUCGACCAAUUCGUUGAGCAACAGGAGUGAGUAUACGCUGGUGACUGCGAGCUCCAGUUCGUGCAUUGACGAGAAGGGGGGGAGUAAUUCCUGCAGUGGGGAGUCCCCCAAGGGGAGUGUGCAUGGCGGGGGGGGAAGCACGCCACGCAGCGGUGGAGCGAGUGGGAAGCGUGACGAUAAGGGUGACGAGAAAGGUGGUGGAAAAAGUGAUGAGAAACGUGAUGAGAAACGUGAUGAGAAACGUGACGACAAACAGGACAGCCAACUGGGCAGCCAACCGGACGAUCGCGCGCGAGUACACAGCGCGAGCGACCAAGACGCGAGGGUGAAAAUAAAAAAGAAGAAAAAGAAGAAAAAAAAAAAAAAGUAUUACGACAAGGAUGACAACAAGCCAGGUGAUGAAAAAAAGGAAGAGGAGGAGGAGAAGAAGGAAGGAAAGGAAUUGCCGAGUGACAGGCCGGACGAUGUGCCUGAAGAAGCACAGAAUGAGACAGCCAAGGGGGAUUUGCUGAAAAGCGGCGCGGAAGACGAUACGGACGACGAUGACGACGAUGACGACGAUGAUGAUGACGAUGACGACGAUGACGACGAUGACGAUGACGAAAACGACGAAGAAAACGACGUGCCGUUUAAAAAACCCACAGGAACUAUCAAAAGGAUAACGGAGAGCAGCGGGACGGCGUACCGCAGCAUGGAGAUGAAUAAGGUUAAUUCAGUCUGGGUGAUAAGAGACAAAAAUAAUAAAAUUAUAAGCGUCAAAUGGGAGAACAAAAUAUUUGAGAAGCUUUUCUUCGAGACGUUUGAAAAUUAUGUCAAAAGGUACAUUAACGAUUAUCACCCGGAGUGGAAACAGUAUCCUUACAAUGGGUCUCAGAUCAGCGGUAUCAAGCAUGGCUACCUGAAGAGCAUAAAGUGA
Plasmodium cynomolgi strain B is the source of this 2505-nucleotide messenger RNA. RefSeq names its product phosphatidylinositol 3- and 4-kinase. NCBI's taxonomy places the organism in Eukaryota, Apicomplexa, Aconoidasida, Haemosporida, Plasmodiidae. The transcript has 4 exons. The coding region runs from base 1 to 2505 and encodes 834 amino acids. The record is from RefSeq and is a predicted model, not a curated record.